GUGGCGUAUUCGAAGGCGGGAAAGGGAUUCGUUUUUAGCGGAUGUGACGCAUUACUUCCGGUUUCUUCGCCCGACUGCAAUAUGGCGGCGUCAUGGCGUUUGCUGGCGUCCGUGGGGAACCGUUUCCUCCGAAGAUCGUUAUUGGAGAACAAUUACCUCGACAGAUUCACUGCUGGACCCCGCCGACUGUUGACUGCGCAGGCCGCUCACCACGUAGCUUUAAAUGUCCCGGAAACGAAGGUGACCACUUUGGAAAAUGGACUACGUGUGGCUUCUGAGGACUCUGGACUUUCCACAUGCACGGUUGGCCUGUGGAUUGACGCUGGCAGUCGUUAUGAGAACGAGAGAAAUAACGGCACGGCUCAUUUUUUGGAGCACAUGGCAUUUAAGGGCACCAGGAAGCGUUCUCAGCUCGACCUGGAGUUAGAAAUUGAGAACAUGGGCGCACAUCUCAAUGCAUACACAUCCCGGGAGCAGACUGUGUACUACGCCAAGGCCUUCUCUAAGGACCUUCCCAGAGCCGUGGAGAUUCUCGCCGACAUCAUCCAGAACAGCCGAUUGGGCGAAGCGGAGAUCGAGAGAGAACGUGGCGUCAUCCUGCGGGAGAUGCAGGAAGUGGAGACCAACUUGCAGGAGGUGGUCUUCGAUUACCUCCACGCGACCGCGUACCAGUCCACGGCGCUGGGCAGGACCAUCUUGGGCCCCACGGAGAAUAUCAAGACCAUCAAUCGAGGCGAUCUGGUCGAGUACAUCACCAGCCACUACAAAGGUCCUCGAAUCGUGCUGGCUGCCGCCGGAGGAGUUUCCCACACUGAGCUCAUCGAUCUGGCCAAGUACCACUUUGGACAACUUCUGGGCCGCGACGACAGCGACGCCCCGGCUCCGCCCACCUGCCCCUUCACAGGAAGUGAGAUUCGCGUGCGCGACGACAAGAUGCCGCUGGCCCACAUUGCCAUCGCCGUGGAGGCGGUCGGAUGGUCCCACCCCGACACCAUCCCACUGAUGGUGGCCAACACACUCAUUGGGAACUGGGACCGCUCGUUUGGCGGCGGGGUGAAUCUGUCAAGCCAGCUGGCUCAGAUGGCGUGUCAGGGGAACUUGUGCCACAGCUUCCAGUCCUUCAACACCUGCUACACCGACACAGGUCUGUGGGGACUCUACAUGGUGUGUGAGCCCGGCACCAUCGACGACAUGAUGCGCUUCACUCAGAAAGAAUGGAUGUCACUCUGCACCAGCGUCACUGAAGGCGAGGUGGCCCGGGCCAAGAAUCUCCUCAGGACCAACAUGUUGCUGCAUCUCGACGGCUCCACCCCGAUCUGCGAGGACAUCGGCAGACAGAUGUUGUGCUACAGUCGCAGGAUCCCUUUGCACGAACUUGAGACGCGAAUUGAUGCCAUCGAUGCCGCCACCAUCAAGGACGUGUGUGCCAAACAUAUCUUCGACAAAGCGCCUGCCAUCGCAGCCAUUGGUCCUAUUGAGCAGCUUCCUGACUACAACCAGAUCCGCAGCAGAAUGUUCUGGAUGAGGAGCUAAGUAGAAACACUCUCUGUUUUCAAAUCCCCUUGUCCUUGCAAGA
Molecule: messenger RNA, 1576 nt
Organism: Hippocampus zosterae (dwarf seahorse)
Lineage: Eukaryota; Metazoa; Chordata; Actinopteri; Syngnathiformes; Syngnathidae
Gene: pmpcb
Product: peptidase, mitochondrial processing subunit beta
Exons: 13
Coding region: 82-1533 (483 amino acids)
Cellular component (GO): mitochondrion
Molecular function (GO): metal ion binding; metalloendopeptidase activity
Source: RefSeq, a predicted model, not a curated record